Messenger RNA from Folsomia candida, 766 nucleotides. RefSeq lists its product as uncharacterized. The transcript is spliced from 2 exons. The record is from RefSeq and is a predicted model, not a curated record. The coding region runs from base 155 to 757 and encodes 200 amino acids. Lineage: Eukaryota; Metazoa; Arthropoda; Collembola; Entomobryomorpha; Isotomidae.
UCCUCCCAUAUGGAAAUUCUGCCUGGAAAUAUGUCAUAUCUCGGCUAUCGUAUCGUCCAUCGCGGUUCCUUUGGCGGUGACUAUUUUCGCGUUGUAUGACCCCACCCACGCCCCUUACUUGGGCUCAUUGGUUGGAAAUAGAUAUUCGUGCCAGAUGCUGAACACAUUCACGCACGUGGCCCUUCUACUCCUCCAGGGAUGGGAUUUCAUCAUAAUUACAAACAUAUUUUGCAUGAUGGUUGUACAAAUAUUUUUUGGCACGAUGAUCUUCAUUACCGCAUUUUUAUCAGCUUUAACAAGGUCCAUUAAGGGUCGGCAAGCCAGUAUGCAGGAACACUUCCGGUUGUACAGAGGACUCGAAAUACUAACAUCUCGAUUAAAUUUCCUAUUCAGAGGACUAAUUCUACCAGCCAUUCUACUCUAUUCAAUUUCCUGCAAUGUGCUCGGAACUUAUUUGACCGUAUCGGUAAAAUCUGAAAUAUUCGAAGAAUUGCGAAAUGCUGUAUUUCCCCUAUUCGCAGUCGAGACAGGGCUCGCAAUCUUAGUCUUGGGAAGAGUUGGAGGGUUGAUAAAUAAGCGCUCGAAAAGGUGCGUCCUCCUCUUGAGACGCAGCUUAAAGGACAAAAGUAGGAUGGCGAAAUCCUGUCAACCCUUAAAGAUUAAGUUUGGCAGUAAUUUUAUUGGCAGUUCAACCCCACUUGUAAUCAUAUGUUUUUGUGCUAAGAAUACGGCUCGAUUGUUGCUAUUGGAGGAAUAAACAAAUUUG